Messenger RNA from Marchantia polymorpha subsp. ruderalis, 1745 nucleotides. The record is from the annotation of a GenBank genome assembly. Lineage: Eukaryota; Viridiplantae; Streptophyta; Marchantiopsida; Marchantiales; Marchantiaceae.
GAGGCGAAGGCAGCGAGCCCACUGUUCCGCGGACCCGAUCUUGGCCGGCGUGCUGGGGAGCUGGCAGGCAGCCGGAUCGGGAGGGACGAUCCUCCUGCGCUUCGCUCGAGUUCCAAUUUGAGUGCACGAUCGAAGCUUCGAUAUGCCAAUUGAGUACGAGGGUCCGCGUUUUCGGCAGUGUGUCUCCCCAGCCAGAGGUUUAGCGCCAAGGAGCACACUUUGACAGUUCACAGAAAGGGAGUGGAGCGAGAUUGUGGAAUACUGAACUGCGGAAGGUACAAUUGAAUUCGUCGUUGAACGGAAUGGUGUUGCGAUGAGGACUGCGGCGGAUCGAUGCGUGAGUCGUGAUUUUUGAAGGAUUCCCUUGGAAGAGCUUUGGUGGGAGGAAGUGGGCCAAUAGAGAACGUACCAUUGUAGCGGGGUUUUAGAGUCCGAGCAUCUUGAGAAAGGAUCAGUUGGAGGCAUUUCCAUGCGAAAAUGUGGGUUCCCCGAGAGCAGGUGAUGCAAACGCGUAAAAUUUUGUUUCAUCUCCUUUAGACAUUCGUGAAGGAUAUUGCUUUUCUACAAGCAGAAGGGAUGAAAUUGAAUUUUGGUGGAGGUGGAGGAGGAGGAGGAUUGGCAGAAUGGCUGCCUACAGUGGCAGCCGUGAGUGCAGCUUUCACAGCCGGAAUGUUGAUCACGCAUUUACCGUCGCCGUUCACCAGAGCGAGGCGCACUGCUGUGGGAAUAAUUCCUGCCCGCUUCUCUUCGUCGCGAUUCGAAGGCAAGCCCCUGGCUUUGAUUCUCGGCAAGCCCAUGAUUCAGAGAACUUGGGAACAAGCGAAACUUGCAACGGAUUUAGAUUAUGUGGUGGUGGCGACUGAUGAUGAAAGAAUUGCUGCGUGCUGCCAAGCGUUUGGGGCGGAGGUUAUUAUGACUUCUGAAAAAUGCGCCAACGGAACAGAACGAUGUUAUGAAGCUCUAACCAAGCUGAAACGGAAAUUUGAUAUUGUGGUUAACAUACAAGGUGAUGAACCGCUCAUCGAUCCGGAGAUUAUCAAUGGUGUCAUCCAGGCUCUUAAGAACUCUCCAGAUGCAAAGUUCAGUACAGCUGUAACGGCGUUGAAACCUGAAUAUGCAUCUGAUCCAAAUCGAGUCAAGUGCAUUGUCGACCGACAUGGUUAUGCUAUUUACUUCUCCAGGGGCAUGCUUCCCUUCAAUAAGAAAUCCAUUGCCAAUCCUGAAUUCCCGUAUCUACUCCAUCUCGGAAUUCAGUGUUACGAUUCAAAGUUUCUGGCUGUAUAUCCUCACAUGCCAACAACUCCCCUCCAAGUAGAAGAGGAUCUGGAGCAGCUUAAAGUGCUAGAAAACGGCUACAGAAUGAAGAUUAUCAAGGUGGAACAUGAUGCUCAUGGGGUAGAUAUUCCUAGUGACAUACAAAGCAUAGAGAACUUGAUGAAGUUAAGACACCUGACAUGAUUUUAUAAAAGUUUUGCAUAAUUUUACAUUCAAGGAUACAUAGGUAGUGUUUCGUAAAUUGAUCAGAAGAGAGUUUCUAGAGAAGCGAUUUGAGGUAUCGAAGACACAUUGUCUUACCUUUUUGUUCUUUACUCUUGAUAAUAUCAAUAGAUUAGAUUACGAGCAGCUGCACAAUAUGUGCUGAGGAUAUCUGUCUGAGAUUCACGACCAUCAACACACUCUGAAUGAUAUUACCUUCUGUUAUGUACCUACUUUUAGGUCAUCUUGGACAUUUGAGCCUGAUUCAG